AUGACAGACCUUCUGACUCACUGUGGUCAAAACACUUCCCCUGAGAUCGUGUCGCUGCUCCAACGGGCUACAGCAAAAUCUUCACAAAGGCGCUGGAGGGCGGGCAGGAGGACCCGCCAAACCAGCCAGGCGUGGCUCCUCAACCCAUCUCCCCGGAAGCGCUCUCACCCCCAACCCAGCGAGCCGGAGGACGCACUGCUGGCACCGCUGGACUACUUGCCUGUGGUUUCUGGUGCUGGAAAAGACGCUUCCUGUCGGAAGGGUGUCCCAGGGCUAGGGCAGAGGAAGGGGUGGCGCAGGGAAAGCAAGAGAUGCCUGGUGGCUACAAUCCGGGAGUUCCGAGGAGUUUGGACCGCAGCGCCAGCGCAGAACACGGAGGAAGACUUAUCCACACCUCAUUACGCCGCAGUCCUCCUCCUGGAACAGCCUGCGCCCCGCCCACGUCUGCAGGGUGGUGCUCUAGGGCGUGGCUCUGCCUACACCAGGGGCUGCUGGGGGCCUCCAAACGGUCCGGCCUGCCAGGGACAGGGAGAGCAGAGAGACUUGAGUGACAGUGCCCGAGUCCGCCCGGCUGGUACCCAAGCUAUAAGCCACUUCCGAGAGCUGGAGGAGUGGGCGCAGGCCUCCGGCAAAAAGUUUGUUGAAGCUGCAGGAUCCGAGAGUGGCGCCAGAAGUCUGAGCUCUCCUCACCUCUCCCACCGAGAAAUCCACACCUCUGGCGCCGCCGAGGAUCCAGUUGCGGGGUCCAUCUCUCCUGAGACAGGUCGGCCGGCUCCUAGGCUCAGGAUAAGGACAAAGCUUAAAGUCCUGGUCCGCAUCUUUCAACCAGGUGGAAACUCAGGUCAUCUAAGGUAAGAACACGGCUGUGAAGGAGACGCUGAGCUCACACCGACUGUCCUCCUCCACUGUGUUCCCAGCACCCUCUCUCUUCUCAAGCAUGGCUGCCAGCUUCCUGAGAAGACGGUCAAAAACUUCAGCUAACACAAUGGUCUUGAAAACAUAACCCAAACAUCACUUAACCUUUUGGUGAUGAUCUGAAAGUCAUACAACCAUAGACACAGGCUGUCUACUUUCCAUCUGAGGCUCAAAGUUAAGCGGGGUGUUGUGGGGUUUAAUCUAGACUACAAUAAAAAUCCAUCAGUGUGCCGGGCGGUGGUGGCGCACGCCUUUAAUCCC
Arvicanthis niloticus (Nile rat) is the source of this 1176-nucleotide messenger RNA. RefSeq lists its product as uncharacterized. The record is from RefSeq and is a predicted model, not a curated record. NCBI's taxonomy places the organism in Eukaryota, Metazoa, Chordata, Mammalia, Rodentia, Muridae.